This is a messenger RNA of Linum trigynum, 1158 nucleotides long. The record is from the annotation of a GenBank genome assembly. Lineage: Eukaryota; Viridiplantae; Streptophyta; Magnoliopsida; Malpighiales; Linaceae.
CAGGAAAUCGGUGAUUAGGGUUUGCUUCACCAAGUUCUUGUCGGCAACUUGAUGGCAGCCGUGGGGCCAUCCUCUCCUCUGCCUGAGGGGGAUCCCAAGCCGCCGGACCCUACUGCAGGUGUCCGUCGUCCGCCGGAGCUGUCGUCUUCUCCGGAUGGCAAGAAAGCCAAGGAAGCGCAACAUCCAAAAAAGUGGUUUAGAGGCCUAGAGUUCCAAGAGGAGAACCAAGACAUGGAUGAGGUGAUCAUUGAAGAUUUAACGGAGACGGAGGAAGAUACUGACCCUAUUCCCCAGUCGGGGACGCCACCGCCGCAAGCCAAUAAUUUCCCGGACAAUAGCCAAGCACCAAAACCAGCAUCGAGGCCGAUGGCAUGGGGAGAAGGGAGACGGAAACUGUUCAGUGAGGCUGUUCAAGAAGUCGAGUGGUAUGUGGCAGACUCGGACUCGGAAGAUGUUGAUGAGGGGAUGCGAGAAGAUGAUCGGGAUGAGGCUACCAUGGAAGAGGAUAACCCACGCUGUCCGUCUACUCCAUUUACUGCUGCUGAGUUUCGGAAGUACAGACGUGAGUGGCGCUCGGCGAUUGUGGUGAAGAUAUUGGGAAGAUCAUUCCCAUACCUGGUGGUGGCGAGAAGGCUUAACAUGUUAUGGGCAAGGAACGACAUUAUCCAGGUUACGAACAGGGGAUACGAGUACUACUAUGUGAGGUUUACGAACAAGCUAGACUACGAGCACGCAUUGAUGGGGGGGACCUUGGAUGCUAGGUGAUCAUUACAUCACGACGUGCCAGUGGAAGAAGGGCUUUAACCCUUAGAACGAACGAUAUAAAACCAACCCUUGUCUGGCUUCAAUUACCGGACCUACCAAUCAAGCUCUAUCACCCGGAAGCGGUCCUGCGCAUUGCCAGUCGAGCGGGAAGGCCAGUCAGGCUUGACCGGGCUACUGAAACGGGUGCCCAAGCGAAGUUUGCAAGGGUUUGUGUGGAGGUUGAUUUCAAGAAACCGUUACUCUCACAAUUCAAAGUGGAAGGCAUUGAGUAUGAUAUUCAAUAUGAAGGGCUGACGAAUGUUUGUUUCAGUUGAGGAAAAUAUGGUCAUUCACAAGCACGCUGCCCUAGUGUGCAUACUGAGACUCCGACCCAAGUAAACAUUGACCCUGCGC